AUGUCAGCUGCCACUGCUUCCCCACAACUACAACCAAUACAUCCACCUCCUCCAUCCUCUAAUCAAUGGCCAAAGUUGCAAGCUGCUACACAUCUUUUGAUACGCAAAAAGAAAAGCACUAGUAGCAGUCAUCAUUCAACGCCAUCGGCUGUUGCCAAUAGCAACCAACCAGAUACAACCACAUCUUCUUCCAGCAAUACUCCAUCAUCCACCACUACUGCUACAAGUACUGGUAGCAUUAACAAAAAGAAGAAAAAGAAAAAGAUGGCCAGCUUGUCGAUCAAAACGAAUGCAUCAUCUAAAACAAACCAGGCACCACCUCCACCACCUCCUCUACCUCCUCUACCAGAUACCACAAAACAACUCCCACCACGACCUACUAUCAAUCAAGAGCAAAAGCAGCAAUCCAGCAUGUCGAUACAAACAAUGACACCAAAGAUCAUUCGUCGUAACCCAUUCACCAACCUUCUGAAAAAGGCAUCGUUAUCGCGAGGUGGAGGAUCGCCGCCUAUUCCAACCCAUGUGGAUAAUAAAGCUGUACUACUCCCUGAUCGGCUCAAAGUCUUUGUCGGAACAUGGAAUAUGUAUGGCCGACUUUUACCUAUCGAUCUUGGUAUUUUCCUUACUGACGAAAACAAAAAGCACCAUCCUCAUCCCACACCUACGGAGGAACGCUUACUUUUGGACAGCAGCACCAGCCACCCGUAUCACAUCUUAGCGAUCGGUACACAAGAAUGCGAACGUGACAUUUCCGAAUCAUUGAUUUUUCCAUCCAAAGAGUUAUGGGAACGAAGGUUGCAGGAACAUCUCGGCCCUAGUUACAAGCUGCUGAGAACAGAAACAUUAGCAGCGCUUCAUUUGGCUGUAUUUGUUUGGAAACCUGUCAGUCAUCAUGUAAAGGCAGUGCAGUGUGACAGAAUCAAAACCGGUUGGGCGAAUAUGGUUGGUAACAAGGGAGCCGUUGCCAUCUCAUUGCUCUUUGGUUCACGAUCACUUUUGUUUAUCAAUUGCCAUCUUCGAGCCCAUCAAACCAAGGUCACGGAACGCAAUGCCAAUGUGCAUCGCAUCUUACAUGGCCUACGUAUGCCUGACUUUGAAAAGGCUCUCGAUGAACACCCUCACCACUGUCGCCAUGACGACGAUAGUGAUAGCACAAAGUUGCAUCGACACGCCUCAUCUUCCAUGUCUCGGCUCAAAAGCUUACGUGAUAAAAAGGGGAAGGAUAAAUCUGGUAGUACUGGUAGCAGCAACAGCCAUCAUCAUCAUUCGAGUUAUUAUGCAGAGGUGGAAGCUAUUUUUACAGGCGAAAAUGAGCAUGAACAUCGUAGUGUGCUUGAUCGAUUCGAUCACGUAUUUAUGUUUGGCGAUACCAAUUACCGCAUCAAUGCUGAACGUACCAAAGUGGUGGAUGCUAUCCACAGAGGCGAUUUCAAGUCGCUUUUGCAAUAUGAUCAAUUAUCUGUGGAACGUCAAUCACCCAAUAGCCCACUGGCCGCUUUUCGGGAACAUCCCAUCAACUUUCCACCCACCUACAAGCUUGAUGCCAUCCCCUAUGACGAUGAAAGAGGUGAUACUAGCAGCAGUAGUAGCGAUAGCAGUGAUGAUGAGGAUGAUGAUUAUUGGCCAUUUGACUGGUUUUCGUCAUCAUCGUCAUCACGUCGUUCAACAGCACAUACGACCCCGACCACAGCUACAUCUACUACUACAGCAACAACCACUCCUGCAGUGCCACCUGUGCCACCGUUGCCCAAGGACAUUGUAAAACAACCAACAACGGUUGCUACGAAUGCUGCACCUACAACAACAACAACGCAACAAGAGCAGCCGGUGAUCAAGAAACAAAAGGCUAAUAGCACAUCAGCUGCCACCACCACCACUAAUACUACUACUACUUCCACAACCAAAGCAAACACAACACGGCAUAAAAAGCAGCGAUCUUUAUCAGCACCAGUGAUGGGCGCAAAACAAAAUAAUGGUGCCCCUGAAAGGAGAUUGGUAGAACCCAGCGAAUUGUGCUACGAUUCUAGUCCCAAGCAACGAGUCCCCAGCUGGACGGAUCGCAUCCUGUGGCACGAUCGCCCUCUCAAGGAUAAUGAUCAACAUGUCUAUACAACCCAAACGGCCGUAACUACCAUCCCUAAUGACAACAAUGACAAGAACAAAAAGCAACAAAAGAAGACCAAAGAGCGAUCGAUGGGUGAUAAAGCAUCGGCUACGGAUAAAAAGAAACCAUGGUGGAAGAAACGUAAGCAAACAGGUGCCGCCACACGGGGGAUCACUACAGCAACAGCAGAACAACAGCCACCUCCCAACAAGGAUACCGUGUGUUGGUUUUAUGGCGCUGUAUUGGAUCAUGCGUUGGUGGGUGUCAGCGAUCAUAUGCCUGUUAUUGGUGUCUAUGGCAUUUGGUUUGAUGAAUGGCAACCUAUUCCUUCCACAACAAAAGAUGAUGUUCCUUCUCAACCAUCCAACAAAAUGACUCCCGUGGCUGCUGUUGGUGCACCCUCCCCUGCCGCUGCUGCUGCUGCUGCUCCUACUAAGCCUGAGCCAAAGAAGAAAUCCAAGCCAUGGUGGAAACGUAUUCUUGGGUAA
This is a messenger RNA of Lichtheimia ornata, 2592 nucleotides long. RefSeq lists its product as uncharacterized. The transcript has 5 exons. The coding region runs from base 1 to 2592 and encodes 863 amino acids. Gene Ontology annotation, biological process: phosphatidylinositol dephosphorylation. Gene Ontology annotation, molecular function: phosphatidylinositol-4,5-bisphosphate 5-phosphatase activity. The record is from RefSeq and is a predicted model, not a curated record. NCBI's taxonomy places the organism in Eukaryota, Fungi, Mucoromycota, Mucoromycetes, Mucorales, Lichtheimiaceae.